This is a messenger RNA of Salvia splendens (bonfire salvia), 2034 nucleotides long. RefSeq names its product leucine aminopeptidase 2, chloroplastic. Gene Ontology annotation, molecular function: metalloaminopeptidase activity; manganese ion binding. The transcript has 11 exons. Gene Ontology annotation, cellular component: cytoplasm. NCBI's taxonomy places the organism in Eukaryota, Viridiplantae, Streptophyta, Magnoliopsida, Lamiales, Lamiaceae. Gene Ontology annotation, biological process: proteolysis. Bases 116 to 1696 code for a protein of 526 amino acids. The record is from RefSeq and is a predicted model, not a curated record.
CACAAUGGUCACUCUGUGACUAGUAUCUUCCGUUUCCUUCACUCUUCUCACUACCGCCGCUCCUUCUUCCUCCAUUUUCGUCAAAUUGACCUUGACGCCCAUCUCUUCAAAGCGCAUGGCGCACUCAAUUGCUCGCGCCACUCUUGGCCUCACCCAGCCCAACAAGAUCGACCCUCCAAAGAUCUCAUUUGCUGCAAAAGAUGCUGAUUUGGUAGAAUGGAAGGGGGAUUUACUAGCUGUGGGUGUCACAGAGAAGGACUUAGUUCGAGACGACAACUCCAAGUUCAAGAACUUACUUCUUCAGAAACUAGAUUCCAAAUUACAAGGAUUGUUGUCUGAAGCUUCGGCCGAGGAAGAGUUCACCGGAAAGACUGGACAGUCGACUGUUCUUCGACUUCCCGGUCUUGGUGCCAAGAGAGUUGGCUUGAUUGGACUCGGCUCAGGUGCAUCAGCAACAUCAACGUAUCGCAGCCUUGGCGAGGCCACUGCUGCGGCCGCCAAGUCUGCUCGCUCGACCAGUGUUGCCAUUACUCUUGCUUCCCCUGAAGGGAUCCCUGCAGAAUUGAAGCUCACCACUGCUUCAGCUAUAGCAUCAGGAGCUGUGUUGGGCACCUUCGAUGAUAUUAGGUUCAAGUCGGAGCCAAAGCAGGCGACUCUCAAGUCGGUGGAUAUCAUUGGUCUUGGUACCGGGCCUGAGAUUGAAAAGAAACUCAAAUAUGCCGGAGAUGUUUGUUCCGGCGUCAUCUUAGGGAAGCAACUUGUAAAUGCUCCAGCUAAUGUUCUUACUCCAGGAGUGCUUGCCGGGGAAGCCGAGAAGAUUGCUUCUGAGUACAGUGAUGUAUUGUCUGCAAAGAUAUUGAAUUUGGAGCAAUGCAUAGAGUUGAAAAUGGGUUCCUACUUAGGUGUUGCUGCAGCAUCGAAUAAUCCUCCUCACUUCAUCCAUUUAUGCUACAAGCCACCAAAUGGAGAAGUAAAAAACAAGCUGGCCUUAGUUGGAAAAGGCUUGACCUUUGACAGUGGGGGCUACAACAUCAAGACUGGACCCGGUUGUUCCAUCGAACUCAUGAAAGUUGACAUGGGAGGUGCAGCAGCAGUACUUGGUGCAGCAAAAGCUCUUGGCCAAAUCAAGCCUGCCGGAGUAGAGGUUCACUUCAUAGUUGCUGCUUGUGAGAAUAUGAUAAGUGGAACAGGUAUGAGACCCGGAGACAUCAUCACAGCCUCAAAUGGAAAGACAAUUGAGGUAAACAAUACAGAUGCAGAAGGCAGACUUACACUUGCAGAUGCUUUGGUGUAUGCUUGUAAUCAAGGAGUUGAGAAGAUCGUUGAUCUUGCUACACUGACAGGGGCCUGUGUGGUUGCUCUGGGACCUUCUAUUGCUGGUGUAUUUACUCCUAGUGAUGAGUUGGCGAAAGAGGUAGUAGGCGCCUCAGAGGCUGGUGGGGAAAAACUUUGGAGAAUGCCUUUGGAAGAAAGCUAUUGGGAAUCUAUGAAAUCAGGUGUGGCUGAUAUGGUAAAUACUGGUGGCCGCCAAGGCGGGUCCAUCACUGCAGCUCUCUUCUUGAAGCAGUUUGUUGACGAGAAAGUGCAGUGGAUGCAUAUAGACAUGGCUGGGCCUGUUUAUAGCGACAAAAAGAAGGGGGCGACCGGGUUUGGCAUAUCCACACUGGUCGAGUGGGUGCUGAAGAACUCGUCCUAGGAGGCGACUGAGUAAUGACAGAUGAAUAUUGGGGUAUUUAGCAUGCCUUAGCAUGUGUAAUAAAGGAUGUGUGGGAAAUGUGGCUGGGGGUUGUUUUUCAUGGACGUAACUCCUUUUCUUGCCUAAUUUUAAGUGGUUUCUUGUUCAAUCUGAUUUUACGCGAGCUGGUUUUUGUUCUCUACAACGCUCUAUAGGUUUGGUCGGGCGUAGUAUCUAUCGUCUAUUUUGCACAACUUCCUAUCAUGUGUGUGAAUGAGAUUAAUUGAGUAAUGAAAUGGUGGCUUGUAAUCUGAUUGAUGAUAAUUUGUUAAUGAAUUUGCAACAUAGAGUUGGCAGAA